Platichthys flesus (European flounder) is the source of this 1720-nucleotide messenger RNA. Its product is annotated as vacuolar protein sorting-associated protein 4B-like. The transcript has 11 exons. Gene Ontology annotation, biological process: vacuole organization; endosomal transport. The record is from RefSeq and is a predicted model, not a curated record. NCBI's taxonomy places the organism in Eukaryota, Metazoa, Chordata, Actinopteri, Pleuronectiformes, Pleuronectidae. Bases 161 to 1474 code for a protein of 437 amino acids. Gene Ontology annotation, molecular function: ATP hydrolysis activity; ATP binding.
ACCAUUUUUUUCUAAUGCGGAAGAGAAACAAAACCUCGCUCGAUGUUUUCCGUCUGAACUUGUCCCAAGAUGAAGGAAUAAACAUCGACAAACAGGAAGAAACGAGAGACGGUUUGUUUGCAGUUUAGACUUAAAGGACCGAACACACUCAGCGGAGCUAAUGGCAGGAGGCAACUUACAGAAAGCUAUCGAUCUGGCCAACAAAGCUGCACAGGAGGACAAAGCCAAGAACUAUGAGGAAGCCCUCAGAUGUUACCAGAAUGCAAUCCAGUACUUCCUCCAUGUUGUCAAGUAUGAGGCUCAGAGUGAACGCGCGAAGGAGAGCAUCAGGGAAAAGUGUAAAGAUUACCUGGACCGAGCCGAGCAGCUGAAGGUACACCUGAAGAAGCUGGAGAAGAAUCCUCCGGCUAAACCAGUCAAAGAGAACCAGUCUGAUGACAAAGGGAAUGAAAGUGAUGACGGGGACAACCAAGAGAAAAAGAAGUUUCAAAAUCAACUCUCAGGUGCCAUCGUCAUGGAAAAGCCAAACAUUAAGUGGGAUGAUGUAGCUGGUUUGGAAGGAGCCAAAGAAGCCUUGAAGGAAGCCGUCAUUCUGCCCAUCAAAUUCCCUCAUCUGUUCACAGGAAAGCGAACUCCUUGGCGGGGCAUCCUUCUCUUUGGCCCUCCAGGAACAGGAAAAUCCUACCUGGCCAAGGCGGUGGCCACAGAGGCCAACAACUCCACCUUCUUCUCCAUCUCCUCCUCCGACCUCGUGUCCAAGUGGUUGGGGGAAAGUGAAAAGUUGGUGAAGAACCUGUUCUCUUUGGCUCGAGAGCACAAACCAUCCAUUAUUUUCAUUGAUGAGAUUGACUCCCUCUGCGGCUCCAGGAGCGAGAACGAGAGCGAGGCCGCGCGCAGAAUCAAGACAGAGUUCCUCGUUCAGAUGCAGGGUGUUGGAAACGAUAAUGAGGGAGUCCUGGUUCUGGGAGCCACAAAUAUACCGUGGACAUUGGACUCUGCUAUAAGGAGAAGAUUUGAAAAGCGAAUCUACAUCCCUCUGCCUGAAGAGCAUGCUCGCUCCUUCAUGUUUAAACUACAUCUGGGAUCCACACCCAACAACCUGACAGAAGCAGACUUCAACACUCUGGGCCAGAAGACGGAAGGGUACUCUGGGGCUGACAUCAGUGUUAUCGUCAGGGACGCCCUCAUGCAACCUGUCAGGAAGGUCCAGUCCGCCACUCACUUCAAAAAGGUCCAGGGCUCAUCAUGGAACAGCCCGGAUGUUGUGGAGCAAGACCUACUGACUCCGUGCUCGCCGGGAGAUCCCAACGCCAUAGAGAUGACGUGGAUGGACGUCCCUGGAGAAAAGCUUUCGGAGGCAGUCGUGUGCAUGGCGGACAUGCUGAGGUCACUCACUACCAUCAAGCCGACAGUGAACGAGCAGGACCUGGAUAAGCUGAAGAAGUUUACGGAAGAUUUUGGUCAAGAAGGGUAGAACUAUCCACGCUCUGCUCGAGAAGCAGUUCACAAUUAUCUCUGUCAGUUAAGGUUUUGAUUCAUUCAUCUGUCUGGUCUAUAGUAGGUUUCUUGGAGCUCCAACUUCUUACAUUAUGAAAAAAAAAGUAUAUGUUGCUGUAAGAUAUGACAAAAAUAAUGCUUCAACAGCAAAUGUUUGUUGUUGUUUGUGACAAAAAAGAUGAUUCAAUAAUGAAAUCUAAUCAAUAAAUCAAGUUUCAGCACA